AUGGGUUCGGGUUCAGUCUUUCCACUGUCAAGUGUGCCAUUAAUAUUAACCCUAGGAGGUCUUCUGGUUGCCUUCUUUGUUAACCCGGCAUGCUCCACUUCAAGACGAGCUCUCGAUCUCCAUGACCACCACCAAACCAUGCAAAAUGGGUUCAAGGUGACUCUCAAACACAUUGAUUCUGAUAAAAACUUGACCAAACUCGAGCGUCUUCAACGUAGAAUCAAGCGUGGCCGGAAAAGGUUGCAAAGGCUUAGCGUCUUAUCCACCUCAUCAUCAGAUCAUAAUUUGGGUGCCACCUCCCCGAUCCACGCCGGGCAAGGAGAGUUCUUAAUGAAGUUAUCAAUUGGCACUCCAGCUGAAACCUACAACGCUAUCUUGGACACCGGGAGCGAUCUCAUCUGGACUCAAUGCAAGCCUUGUAAGGACUGUUAUGAUCAGCCAACCCCGAUUUUCAACCCCGAAAAGUCCUCAACAUUCUCAAAGCUAUCAUGUGAAAGCGAGUUUUGUGAAGCACUACCCUCACAAACAUGCACCAACAACUCUUGUGAGUACUUCUACGCUUAUGGUGAUUUUUCCUCCACAGAUGGGAUUCUCGCAACCGAAACGUUCACAUUCGGAGACGUUUCCAUCCCGAAAAUAGGGUUUGGAUGUGGGAAAGACAAUCAAGGUGGUGGGUUCAAUCAAGGUGCUGGUCUUGUGGGGUUAGGGCGUGGAACAUUGUCGUUGGUUUCGCAGCUCAAGGAGCCCAAGUUCUCUUAUUGCUUGACUUCCGUGGAUGCCACAAAAAGUAGUAGCACACUUUUGAUGGGGUCUGUUGCAAACUUGGACAACACUACAUCAAAGCAUGCAGAUAUCAAAACAACCCCUUUGAUCAAAAGCCCAAACCCGGACCAAUCAACAUUUUACUAUCUUGGCCUUGAAGGCAUCUCCGUGGGUGACACUCGGCUGCCUAUAGAUAAAGACACAUUUGCCCUCGGAGAUGAUGGCAAUGGUGGGCUAAUAAUAGACUCGGGGACAACUCUUACAUACAUAGAAGAAGGUGCUUUUGAUUUACUGAAGACGGAGUUCACUUCCCAGAUCAAGCUUGCAGAGGCAGACGCGACCGAUACCGUGGGGCUUGACGUGUGCUUCAAAUUGCCGGAGGACGACGGCUCUGGAAAAGUAGAGGUGCCAAAGUUGGUGUUUCAUUUCAAGAAUGCGGAUUUAGAGUUGCCUGCUGAAAAUUAUAUUAUUGCUGAUACCGACGUUGGAGUACUUUGUUUGGCCAUGGGGUCUGCAAGCGCUAUGUCUGUGUUUGGGAAUUAUCAGCAGCAGAAUUUUCUGGUUUAUCAUGAUCUUGUCAAGGAGACGAUUUCGUUUGUUCCUACAAAAUGUGACCAGUUGUGA
This is a messenger RNA of Prunus armeniaca (apricot), 1386 nucleotides long. Lineage: Eukaryota; Viridiplantae; Streptophyta; Magnoliopsida; Rosales; Rosaceae. The record is from the annotation of a GenBank genome assembly.